CUCCUCGUCGCCGCAAUGCUCUACCCAUCCACGCUGCUCCGCUGGUUCCAGCGCAAGAAGUACCAAUACGAAGUCACCUUCUCGCUGUACAUGUUAACCGGGACGGAGAAGUUCAUCUUCAACUCCGUCCUUUUCCUCCUCCUCUCCCUCCUUGUCAUCGCCGCGUCGCUGUACCUCCCCGAACAUGUCAUGAUCAUCGCGAAUCGCAUGUUUUACUACGCCUCGGGCAGUGAGGAUACCAUUGCGCACAAGGCGUCGGAGUUUUUGGGGCAAGAUGGCUUGGGUGGCGCGUUGGCGGGGCAUGGGAGAGAGCUGUAGACGGGUCGUUUGAAAGGGUUGCGUGCUAUUCGACUGGGUUGUCGUUGAGCUGUUUGGGAGGAUCUGGGACUCGUUGCGUCCUUUGCCUAGCGCCAGGCGGGAUUAUAAGCGUUGCAUGAUAUGGCGUUUGUGGUGCUUGAAGAAGCCCUUGAUGGGCU
Messenger RNA from Dothidotthia symphoricarpi CBS 119687, 476 nucleotides. RefSeq lists its product as uncharacterized. The transcript is spliced from 2 exons. The record is from RefSeq and is a predicted model, not a curated record. Bases 16 to 318 code for a protein of 100 amino acids. NCBI's taxonomy places the organism in Eukaryota, Fungi, Ascomycota, Dothideomycetes, Pleosporales, Dothidotthiaceae.